Molecule: messenger RNA, 773 nt
Organism: Hibiscus syriacus
Lineage: Eukaryota; Viridiplantae; Streptophyta; Magnoliopsida; Malvales; Malvaceae
Exons: 1
Coding region: 394-732 (112 amino acids)
Source: RefSeq, a predicted model, not a curated record
UUCAUUAUAUCUACUUUGCUAUAGCCUAUACGGAUAUGUUUUUUUUUUCACAUUAUGUAAUUUGUCGGGGCCGGUGUAGAUGAUCAAACCAUGACUAUAAACAAAUGUGAAUUGUCAAAGAUUUCCCACUUUUAUGGUUGUUGGUAUGUGAAUCUGCCGUGUUGCCAGUUGCCACCUCGUUUCAAUCUUCAAACCACAUGGCUCAGUCAAAUUCAGAUAUUUGAUUAAAGCCAUUUCAGAUUGCAGUCAAGCCACACCCAUAGAUUAAAACCGGGGGGGGGGGGGGGACACGGCUCAAUCUCUCUCUAUAAAUAGCCAACCUCCACCAAUCUCAUCCAAUUCAACAUAUCAACUCCCCCCAACCCCAAUUACUCUGCUCAAAACGGAGAAAAGAUGGUACUCUCCCACAGGAAAAACCUUUUCAGAACCUUAUUGGUUUUCUCCUUGUUAGUAGCUUCGGUCCAACUUGGAGCAACGAGGCUACUGAAUGGAAAUCAGUUGGUGGCGAAAGAUAAGCACGAGGUUCAAUCGCUCCCUCGAGGUCCGGUGAAAGGGUCCGGUCACAAUCCGUGCACGAACAUCCCUGGAAGAGAAACCGGCGUCUGCAAGCUGGGUGGCAUGAAUAUAGCCGGUAAUGCUAUGCAUUCUUUUUCAGCAUUUCCCAGCGUUGUUGCUGAGUUUGGGGUGGCUUCCACUGCCAGUGGGGCUCAUGAUCAAGACAUUAGCUCUUAGUGGCUAACAAAUUUAGAUAUCCAAGACUUACAAAAUAGAUA